This is a messenger RNA of Paramacrobiotus metropolitanus, 2271 nucleotides long. Its product is annotated as CD63 antigen-like. Gene Ontology annotation, cellular component: membrane. The transcript is spliced from 7 exons. Lineage: Eukaryota; Metazoa; Tardigrada; Eutardigrada; Parachela; Macrobiotidae. The record is from RefSeq and is a predicted model, not a curated record. Bases 848 to 1618 code for a protein of 256 amino acids.
UGCUUGCUUUACCCAUCUAAAAACGCUCUCCCUGUUUAGCAUGCUCGCGGACAGCUGAUAAAUUCGCGGACAGCUAAUGAUACUUAUGGAUGUCUUACUUACUUACUAGCUCGGACAUGUACUCGUAUAAUAUUAUUAUCUAAAAUAUUUCCUCUGACGGAUUUGUGGCAAUCGUGAACUUUGCUUUAAUCCGUAUUAGAUCGUUUUUCACCAUUUUUUCAAAAGCUCCUCUAUCGUUCUAAACGUUAAAGACAGUGACUGCUUUGUUCCUUAAUAUAUUAUUUUUAAAUUAUUGAUUAUUUUGCCGAAGAGUUCUUUCCGCUCUUUUUAGAGAAUUCUGGGAUGCAAGACAUUUCCAGCAUUAGGCAAAUGAAUAGAUUUAUUUCCUGUGUGUUCUUAAAAUAUUUUCAUCAUCUCCAUUGUCAAGAUUGCCUACAGCAGUAGAAGCGCAUUCGGCCUUUCUUGAGCAGCACUCUAAAUGGUAACUGGUCUUGAAUAGGAGAAAUGCCAGACGUUUUUCUCUUGAUUCCAUACUAUUUAUUUUGCCCAUUUGCGUUUCCGCUCGAUUUCCCAGUGUUAUCCGCUAUUUAAAUGUCCAUGCAAUCGGAACGAAAAGAUUCUCAAAAGUUAACCUAAUCUGCACGAUCACGCUACACGGGUCAGGAUGUGGCAGAGGCCCAAAUUUUUCCCUUUGACAUAAAAAAUUGGCCUUGGCGGUGUUCGCUUUGGGCAGCGAGCGGACCAUUUCCGUUUUGGAUUUGAUUUAGGAGUUUAUUCGUUGUGAGUGCGGCGGUUUAUUGUUAUCGGAUUUGUGUUACUGGUAUCUACUGCCAAAUUUUAUCCGAAAAUGGGAUGUUUCGGAUGUCUGAAAUAUAUUCUCGUUAUUUUCUCUAUUUUAUACAUAUUUAUUGGUUUGGGAUUACUGGCUGUGGCGUUAUGGAUGCGAUUCGAUUAUCUCAAAGAAGAGGAGCAGUCAUUCAAUCCGGGCACGGAUUACUUUGAUAUUGCGCUAUACAUUGCCAUGUCCAUUGGAUGCUUCCUCGUUUUGCUGGGUAUUAUGGGCUGCGUGGGAGCAUUACGGAUUAGUUUAUGUCUGCUGGGAAAUUUUGCCGUGAUGAUUGUAGCUGCAAUCGGCGGCUUAAUUGCCGUUGCGGUCCUAUCCUACACAUAUCAAGAUGAAGUUAUGAAAAUAACGGACCGGAUGAUUCGCGAUCUGGUUAUGAUGUAUGGGACCACUCGUGCGGGCGGUCGAUCGGUCACGAUGGAUUUGAUCCAGCAGACGAUGAAGUGUUGCGGAGUGAAUUCCUACAUGGACUGGACGCAAUUGCCAGCAGCUAUAAAAGCCAUCCCCGUUUCCUGCUGUCGAGAUAUGGCAAUAUGCAAUCCCAACUUCUUCGUACCAACCGGUACGAAUUUUGGAGGGGCGACACCAAAUAAUUACGUUCCAAUGGAGAACCUUCAAAUACUACGAGACCAGCUGUUUUCGCAAGGAUGUGCCGACAAAAUACGGAGUGGCUACGCUGAGGCGAUGAAGGUUAUCGUGGGGCUUUCAGGUGGCAUUGCCGGUUUCAUGCUACUGGGUUUCAUAUUUUGUGUGGCAUUUUGUUGUGUGAUGUGAAGCCAAUCGUGGCGGAUGAUCAUGAUGGCGUUGAUUGAUGUCUGCAUUUGCCCGGUGCAGAAUUCUCUCUGUUUCCCACGAAAGAAAUCUGACACAACACAACUUUCAGCUUCGUUGGCGGUCAAUGGACUGGAACGACAAAUCCGAACGGUGGCAAAAGAUGAUUUUUCUUCUCAAACCGAACGGGACCUUCUUUUUCUUGAUCCCUUGUAAUUUUUUUCAGUUGUGAAUCUCGGCUUCUUGUCGAGCUGUCUCCUGUUUUUUUUUCAGCAAAGUGUUCUCGGUGUUGUGAAGUUGGUCCUUUGUAUUUUUUUAUGUGCCCAAAGUUUUAACGGAAAAUUUUUAUUUUCGGGAAAUCUCUAAUUCACCUUGAGCUGAUAUAUUUUCUUUUUUCUUCGUUAUUGAGACAGGAAUUUGUUUUAUGUGCCAAAUAAUUUGCUAAGGCGAAUAUUUGGCCUUUUUGAGUGUAAACUAUGCAGUACUGUACUUACUUCUGGAAAUGCGCUUUUUAAUCUUAACUGGCUGGUUGUAAUGCGAUUUCCGUCCUAAUUGGCACAAUUGACACCGAUAUUUGCCUUAGCUUGUCGAGAUAAAUUUUCUUAUCACAAUGGCAAGUGAAAGAAUAUGUGGCGUGCAAAUAAACUGAAAUAACA